GAAACUGAGGCACAAAAUACUUAAGUAACUUGCCCAUGGUACGGAAGAAGGACCCUGGAUGAGAGAAGGAAGGGACCUGGGUUCUAGUCCUGCCUCUGCUGCUGACUGACCUAUGCGACUCUUCUCCCCCCAUCUGUAGUCACUUUCUCUCUGUAAAAUGGAUCCCCAACUGGAACUCUCCUGGCAACUGAUACCAACGAUUUGCCAAGAGAUCUGUCCCAAGGAGCUGGCAACAGCAGUGCAUCCUGUUCUUUUGUCACCAAUCUGGAUACCUGUCUGACCAGAGCAGGUGCGGCCCAGUUUAAAGGGGCAGGCCCCGCCCUGCUGAAUCUGCCGACAGAAAAAGCAUUAAAGGAGGACGUCAUCCUUUCUGAAAGUGGGGGUGCAGCUGAUCAUAGAGGGCCGUGGUGGAGGCUGUGCAUCGACUUGACCUCAUCCUUUGCAACAAAACUGCUUAUCAAGAAGUGUUCAAACCAGAGAACAUUAGCCUGAGGAACAAGCUGCGUGAGCUCUGCGUCAAGCUUAUGUUCCUGCACCCGGUGGACUAUGGGAGGAAGGCAGAGGAGCUGCUGUGGAGAAAGGUGUACUACGAAGUUAUCCAGCUUAUCAAGACUAACAAAAAGCAUAUCCACAGCCGGAGCACCUUGGAAUGUGCCUACAGGACACACCUGGUCGCUGGUAUUGGCUUCUACCAGCAUCUCCUUCUUUAUAUCCAGUCCCACUACCAGCUAGAACUGCAGUGCUGCAUCGACUGGACCCAUGUCACCGACCCCCUCAUAGGAUGCAAGAAGCCAGUGUCUGCCUCAGGGAAGGAGAUGGAUUGGGCACAGAUGGCAUGCCACCGAUGUCUAGUGUACCUGGGGGAUUUGUCACGAUAUCAGAAUGAAUUAGCUGGCGUAGACACUGAGCUGCUAGCUGAGAGAUUUUACUACCAAGCCCUGUCAGUGGCUCCCCAGAUUGGAAUGCCCUUCAACCAGCUGGGCACACUUGCCGGCAGCAAGUACUAUAAUGUGGAAGCCAUGUAUUGCUACCUGCGCUGCAUCCAGUCGGAAGUGUCCUUUGAGGGGGCCUAUGGGAACCUCAAGCGGCUGUAUGACAAGGCAGCCAAAAUGUACCACCAGCUGAAGAAGUGCGAGACUCGGAAGCUCUCUCCCAGCAAGAAGCGAUGUAAAGACAUUAAGAGGUUGCUGGUGAACUUUAUGUAUCUGCAAAGCCUCCUGCAGCCCAAAAGCAGCUCUGUGGACUCAGAGCUGACAUCACUUUGCCAGUCAGUCCUGGAGGACUUCAACCUCUGUCUCUUCUACCUGCCCUCCUCACCCAACCUCAGCCUGGCCAGUGAGGAUGAGGAGGAGUAUGAGAGUGGAUGUGCUUUCCUCCCGGACCUUCUCAUCUUUCAGAUGGUCGUCAUCUGCCUUAUGGGUGUGCACAGCUUGAAGAGAGCAGGAUCCAAGCAGUACAGUGCAGCCAUUGCCUUCACCCUGGCCCUCUUCUCCCACCUUGUCAAUCAUGUCAACAUACGGCUGCAAGCUGAGCUGGAAGAGGGCGAGAAUCCCGUCCCGGCAUUCCAGAGUGAUGGCACAGAUGAACCAGAGUCCAAGGAACCCUUGGAGAAGGUGGAGGAGCCGGGUCCUGAGCCUCCUCCUGCAGCAUCUCAAGAUGGCGAGGUCAGAAAGAGCCGGAAGUUCUCCCGCCUCUCCUGCCUCCGCCGCCGGCGCCACCCACCCAAAGCUGGUGAUGACAGUGACCUGAGUGAAGGCUUUGACUCAGACUCGAGCCAUGACUCAGCCCGGGCCAGUGAGGGCUCAGACAGUGGCUCCGACAAGAGCCUUGAAGGUGGGGGAACAGCCUUUGAUGCCGAGACAGAUUCAGAAAUGAACAGCCAAGAGUCCCGAUCAGACCUGGAAGAUAUGGAGGACGAGGAAGGGACACGGUCCCCAGCCCUGGAGCCACCUCGAGCCAGGUCAGAGGCUCCUGAAUCCCUCAACGGCCCACUGGGGCCCAGUGAGGCCAGCAUUGCCAGCAAUCUACAAGCCAUGUCCACCCAGAUGUUCCAGACUAAACGCUGCUUCCGACUGGCCCCCACCUUCAGCAACCUGCUCCUCCAGCCCGCCACCGAAGCUCCCACCUUGGCCAGCCGCAGGCCCUGUGUCAAUGGGGAUGUGGACAAGCCCUCAGAGCCAGCCUCUGAAGAGGGCUCUGAGUCGGAGGGAAGUGAGUCUAGUGGGCGCUCCUGCCGGAAUGAGCACAGCAUCCAGGAGAAGCUGCAAGUCCUGAUGGCCGAAGGCCUGCUUCCUGCUGUGAAAGUCUUCCUGGACUGGCUACGGACUAACCCCGACCUCAUCAUUGUGUGUGCGCAGAGCUCUCAAAGUCUGUGGAACCGCCUCUCUGUGUUGCUUAAUCUGUUGCCAGCUGCUGGCGAACUCCAAGAGUCUGGCCUGGUCCUGUGUCCUGAGGUCCAGGAUCUUCUUGAAGGUUGUGAACUGCCUGACCUCCCGUCUAGCUUGCUGCUCCCAGAGGACAUGGCACUUCGCAACCUGCCUCCCCUCCGGGCUGCCCACAGACGCUUUAACUUUGACACGGAUCGGCUCUUGCUCAGCACCUCAGAGGAGACGGUCGUGCGCAUCUGCUGCAUCCGCAGCUUUGGCCACUUCGUUGCCCGCCUGCAAGGCAGCAUCCUGCAGUUCAACCCAGAGGUCGGCAUCUUCGUCAGCAUCGCCCAGUCUGAGCAGGAGAGCCUGCUGCAGCAGGCCCAGGCCCAGUUCCGCAUGGCACAGGAGGAAGCUCGGCGGAACAGGCUAAUGAGAGACAUGGCCCAGCUACGGCUUCAGCUCGAGGUCUCUCAGCUGGAAGGGAGCCUGCAGCAGCCCAAGGCCCAGUCAGCAAUGUCUCCCUACCUCGUCCCCGACACCCAAGCCCUUUGCCACCACCUCCCUGUCAUCCGCCAGCUGGCCACCAGUGGCCGCUUCAUUGUCAUCAUCCCAAGGACAGUGAUCGAUGGCCUGGAUUUGCUGAAGAAGGAACACCCCGGGGCCCGGGAUGGGAUCCGAUACCUGGAGGCAGAGUUUAAAAAAGGGAACAGGUACAUUCGCUGCCAGAAAGAGGUGGGGAAGAGCCUUGAGCGGCAUAAGCUGAAGAGGCAGGAUGCAGAUGCCUGGACGCUCUAUAAGAUCCUGGACAGCUGCAAACAGCUGACUCUGGCCCAGGGGGCAGGUGAGGAGGACCCGAGUGGCAUGGUGACCAUCAUCACAGGCCUUCCACUGGACAACCCCAGCACGCUCUCAGGCCCUAUGCAGGCAGCCUUGCAGGCCGCUGCACAUGCCAGUGUGGACAUCAAGAAUGUUCUGGACUUCUACAAGCAGUGGAAGGAGAUUGGUUGAGACCGACCCCCAGGCCCUGCAGCGGGGCUGACUCCAGAUCUCUCCUGCCCUCCCUGGCAGCCAGGACCACCACCUGUAGUCACCCCACCACACGCAGACUCACGCACGCACACAGGAAGGAAGCCCAGCUGCACACAGGCUGCAGGGAGGGCCCAGGAGCCAGCUGGGAGGGCGGGGUCCCCCUGUUGCCAAGACGACGUCAGGAAAGCAAGGAAAGUGCUUGGAGCAGGAGAGGCCUGUGGGCCCCUAGCCAGCCUUCCUGCCUCAGCCCCCCUGCUUUCCCCAGGGGCAGGUGGCAGGCACGGGUGUCUGCGUUUCGUUGGAGUGGUUCCUGGACCUCUGAGGGGAAGGGACAGCAGAAGGGGCCCUUCUUCCUCACCCAAGACGCAGGGUGGUUGGUGCCAGGAGUUUGGGCCCUCUGGGCCUGGGGGUAGAGUUGGGUAACACCAGGUGUCUGGGUGGUUCUCUGCAGACCCUUCCUCUCCUUGAGGACCACCCAUCCCCCUCUCAUCUCCCUUUGCAGGGGCUGGGCAGCUCUGGAGCCUUGGGGACUCUUAAGGAAGAGGGGCCUGGAGCUGCCUGCACCAGUAGCAGGGCAGGGCUUAGAUCCCCUCCUCCUGCUGCAGGGGAUGCACACCCAUUGCCCCACUUCUGUUUUCUGUCUCCCUUCGUCUAGCUUCCAGGGCAGGGAGCAGGCCCACAACGGCUGCAGGCAGUCUGGCCUAUAUGCCAGUGAGGGCUUCUGUGCCCGCCAGCCCCAUGGUCACUGCGCUUUGUGCUCUGGGCUGCUGUGCUGGGACAGAGUGGGAUGCCAGUAAGAGGAGAGAGGGGUGAAGUUUGAGGCCACAACCCCCCUUACUAUCUAGGGAGGGGCCUGUGUUCGCAUGGACAGCAGAAAGGAGAGGCCCCUUGAAGCUGCCCGCCCAGGGACCCUCUGACCUGAUGGGCUUCCCUACUUUUGUCCUUCCCCGGGACUAAAGGCCUGGAGGAGCUGAGCAUGGGGCUAGCUUCUGGAGUGUUGAGGUGAAUGUGAGAGCAGAGAUCACGAAUAGCUCAGGGCAGUGAGUGGAGCAGCAAGAGUGGGGCUGAGUGUGGGAGGCUUUGGCCAGGAUUGCCUCGGCCCCUCCCGCUCGGGCUGCACAUACAGCUCGGGCUGGGGGUUGAGGGUCGGGGAUCUCAGCUCUGCUGUUCCCCACCCCAGCACUAGCCUAGCUUCCCAGACUGUUCUCGGAGGAGAACUGGCUGCCUGCCUCCUUCCUCUAAGACAGCAAGUCUGGGACAACCUGGGGGGAGUGGGAUCACCCCCACUUCCAGUCCCUGGCAGAGGCUGAGACUAAAGCAUCGCUUAAUAAAGACCCCCAGAAGUCCA
Molecule: messenger RNA, 4746 nt
Organism: Delphinapterus leucas (beluga whale)
Lineage: Eukaryota; Metazoa; Chordata; Mammalia; Artiodactyla; Monodontidae
Source: RefSeq, a predicted model, not a curated record